Molecule: messenger RNA, 714 nt
Organism: Notolabrus celidotus (New Zealand spotty)
Lineage: Eukaryota; Metazoa; Chordata; Actinopteri; Labriformes; Labridae
Product: G-protein coupled receptor 84-like
Exons: 2
Biological process (GO): neuropeptide signaling pathway
Cellular component (GO): membrane
Molecular function (GO): urotensin II receptor activity
Source: RefSeq, a predicted model, not a curated record
AUGCUCAACUACCUAGCUGUAAACAAGUAUGGAAGCCAGAUGGCAUCUCAUCGUAGCACAAUUGUGAUGAACCACACAAACCAAACAGGGGAGGUCCUCUUCUCCUGCUACAGUCCUUCAGUCGUGGGCUACCGAUACUUUGCUGUGCUGUCGGGGUGUGUUGUGACCAUUACUGGUAUGUUGGGGAACCUGAUGACCAUUCUAGCCUUUUCCUUGGACUCACGUCUAAGGACUCGCUUCAAUGUCCUCAUCAUCAACCUGGCUGUAGCAGACCUCCUGUACUGCACCAUACUGCAGCCUAUCUCAGUUGACUCCUAUCUACACCUCAGGUGGCGCAGUGGUCAACUCUGGUGCAGAAUCUUUGGGUUACUCCUCUUCCUCUCCAACUCUGUGUCCAUUAUCACGCUCUGUCUUGUUGCAUUAAGCAGAUAUCUUCUGGUUGCAAAAAGGGCCGUUUUUGACUGCAUUUUCUCCAACAAUGGUCUAAUUUUACUCCUGAUGUCCACGUGGGCACUUGGCCUGGUCAGCUUUGGCCCACUCUGGUCUGUUUAUGUGUUUGUGCCAUAGGCGUGCACAUGCAGCUUCCAUCGAACCAGAGGUCGCCCUUACACCACCAUCCUGCUCUUCUUCUACUUCUUUAUCAGUCAGGGCUUUGUUGGCAUACUCUAUCUCCUCAACCCCCUAAGUGGGGUUGUAACAUGUAACACAGCAUAA